Colletes gigas is the source of this 4387-nucleotide messenger RNA. It is a transcript of the gene Trim9, whose product is annotated as E3 ubiquitin-protein ligase TRIM9-like. Gene Ontology annotation, molecular function: protein binding; zinc ion binding. The coding region runs from base 846 to 2981 and encodes 711 amino acids. Lineage: Eukaryota; Metazoa; Arthropoda; Insecta; Hymenoptera; Colletidae. The transcript is spliced from 8 exons. The record is from RefSeq and is a predicted model, not a curated record.
AAAAAUGGUGUUUAAUCGUAGUGGGGGUCGGUAGGCGGAAAGGUCGUCCCUGAGCCAUGAUGCGCGACCAUGGUGCGCAGAGGUCCUUCGGCGGCGAUGUCAGUCAACCCGGUGACGUCUCGCAGCGUGUGUCGUUUUCUCGGACUCUCGUGCCGGUAUCCAGAAAAUCGAAACGAGACGAGAGGCGGCCGUGUAUCCAUAGAGAUCGACGUUCCGUGCAUCGACGCGUCAACGACUCACGGUCUUCGCAACGCAUCAACCAUACCACGGGAAAAAUUCGCAAAAAGGACAGUGUACGCGCGAAUCGUCGCGUCAGUGCGUCCCAUCGAAACGCGAUCGGUAAAAAAUGUAAACUCGAUUCUUGCGCGUAUUCCGUGUGCGAUGUGCGUGCGAUCUACAGGUGAGAGGGAUAAUCGUGCGAAUAAGUAAACGAUCGCGACGUGUGUAUCGACCGAUACGAUUCCGAAGAUGUAUCGCGAAACAUCGUGACGAACGAAUCGAGAAGACGCGAUUCCGAACAAACAGCCGAUAAGAUCGACGCGCGUCGGUCUUUCGUUCAUAUCCUCGGUGGACACUGGACGAUCCUGUGUGCAGGGACAUUGAUGUCGGCGUGUGAUGAAAGGCAAGCCGCAGGAAAGAAUUCGCAGCGGUGGUGAAGCUUAACGCGGCAAGCGAAGGAGAUCGAUCGGUCGGUCGGGCAUCGAAUCGAAGAAACAGGAUCCCUGCCAGCCGACGGAUUUCUCGUUGAGGUUAAACGAGGCGCGAAGUGCGCGCGCGGUGUUUCUCGAUCGUGACGCGAGUCGUGGUCCGUGGUUAACGCGGCGGAGGACUCGACGAAACCGAGGAUGGAGGACGAACUGCGAUGCCCUUGUUGCAAGGAGCUGUUCGUGGAGCCGGUGCUGUUGCCCUGCUGGCACGCUCUUUGUCUGUCGUGCGCGGUGAAUCUUCAAGCGCCGCCCGACUCGCCACCGGAGUCGACCACCGAUUCCUCGAAUGCACCGGGAUCCGAUCAGGAAGCCGACAAACUCUCGAUUCUAUCGGAGACUGAUUCCGGGGUGGUAUGCAGCAGCACGUCGACCAGCUCGCGACCGGGAAGUUACGUCGGCACGCCCGGAAACGGUGGCUUUCCGCCGUCGGGCGGCACCUUGUGCCUUUCCUGCCCCGUCUGUCAGAAGACCGUUUAUUUCGAUGAAGGAGGCGCCCACAAUUUGCCCAAAUACAGGGCGAUGCAGCAUAUCGUCGAGAAGUUUCAAGAAUCGAGGAACACGAGAAUGCAAUGUCAGAUGUGCGAGGGCGAGCCCCGGGACGCGACCGUCGCCUGCGAGCAAUGCGAGGUGUUGUAUUGCGACGGCUGCAGGGAAUCCUGUCAUCCGAAGAGGGGACCUUUGGCGGCUCACAAUCUGGGCCCACCUCGAGGCAGCUGGCAGUCGAACGGAGGCAAAGGUUCUCGCGGUGCAGCCGCGGAACCUACACCGGUUUGCAACGAUCACAACGGCGAGCCGUUGACCCUCUACUGUGCCCUCUGUAAAAUCGCGAUAUGCGCGGUUUGUCUUCGCGAUCGACACGCGGCUCAUCCCCACGACGUUCUGCCCUUGGCCGCCGCCUGCAAAGCGCAAAAGACGGAGCUCUCGCAAAAUUUGCAACAGCUAUCGGAGAGGGCACGCUCGACGACGGAAUUCAUUCAGAGGCUCAAAGGAAUGACGGACAAAGUGCACGAGGAGUGCGUGGCUUUGGAGGAGGAGGUGGAGGAUAGGGUGGCGAAUCUGGUGAGCGUGCUUCAAGCGAGGAAAUCGCGUCUGAUCGAGGCAGCCCGACAAACCAGAGAGGCGAGGGUGCGCUCUUUGAGGGACCAAGUGACCAGAUGCGCGUCUCACUUGCAAGCGACCACCGCUCUUCUCACGUUCUGCAUCGAGGCGCUCAAGGAAAACGACAGCGGCGCGUUUCUUCAGAUCGGCGGAAUGCUGUCGGUUAGGGCAGCGACCGCUGCCGGGUCCUGGGGGGCCGCCGAGGGCGUCCAAGAAAUCGCCAGAUUACCCCUGCUCGAUCUCACGCUCGACGACAAACCUCUGCGACGAGCUAUCGAUCAACUCACCUUCGUCCAGCUGAAACCUCCCGGGGCACCGUUACUGAUACCUGAGGAAUGCAGCGCGGAGAACAACAGCGUGACAGUCGCCUGGCAGCCUCCUUCCGGGCACGGGAUCGUCGGCUGUGCCGGGCAAAGGGGUCCUGCCAUCGAGGGUUAUCUUUUGGAGCUGGACGACGGAUGCGGCGGGGAGUUCAGGGAGGUGUACUGUGGCCGAGAAACGAUCUGCACCGUGGACGGGCUGCACUUCAACUCUCUGUACAAUGCCAGGGUGAGGGCAUUCAACAGCGCGGGGGAGGGAGAGUAUUCGGAGCUGAUCGGUCUCCAGACUGCAGAGGUGGCGUGGUUUUCCUGGGCGACCGGGGCGUCCGGUAUACCACAGGAGGUAUCAAUUUCCGAGGACGCGAUGAGCGCAUCCUGCGAGGGCUACGAGCACAGGGUCGUACUCUCGAGCGUCGGAUUUUCGCGAGGCGUUCACUAUUGGGAAUUGACCAUCGACCGUUAUCACAGCGACACUGAUCCAGCCUUUGGCAUCGCCAGGGCCGACGUGUCGCGGGAUCAAAUGCUCGGCAAGGACGACAAGGGUUGGAGCAUGUACAUAGACCGUCAGCGUUCCUGGUUCAUGCACGGCGGCGGCCACGCGCAGAGGACCGAGGGCGGCGUGCAACAGGACUCGACGGUGGGCGUACUCCUCGACCUGGACACCACGCACACACUUCGUUUCUUCGUCAACGAUCAACCGCAGGGCGGUAUCGCGUUCCGCGACCUCUACGGUGUCUUUUACCCGGCCGUCAGCCUGAACAGAGGGGUGACCGUCACUCUGCACACGGCACUGGACGUUCCCCGUCAUCUGUUGGCGUUGCACGACGAGUACAUCAACGACAUGAUUCAGAGCUAGGGGUACCUAAACGUCCUGAAGAAGGGCUUGCUGCAGGAAGUCGGAUCUCCCGGCUCCGUGGGCUUCGACAGGCCCAGGGAAUUCGACGGCCAGCUCGAGAAGAUCGUCGAGGAGAGCCUCGGCGAGACCAAUUGACGAAACCUCCGCGUCCUCUCGGAUUCCGCGAGUCCGUUAAUUUAUUGUUCUCCGCGUUUGUCCGUCGAGUAACGCUUUUUUAAAGAGAGAUCUCGUUCGGGGGAUACCGCGGAGCAAGGGAAGGCCAUUUCCCUUUCGAGAACAGGUAAAACAGGGACGAACACAGUAAACGGUUCCAAGUGUAGAAAAAUUAAGUAUAACGUAAGGACGACACUAGGACGCUUUCGCGGGUAUAUCUUUACGAAGGUAGUAAACGAACGAGCUUUCCGAUGGAACCUGUCCGGUUUUCCGAUCUAGAAAUCACUGCCAGUAUAGCGAGAUCUGUCGAAUCCAAGACUGGAAUUUGUUGGAACAGCGCCCGUAAAUUCGAAGCGUUCUCCGUCUAACGAUCGCGCGCGAUCGCAACCUCUUAUCCAUAUCGACACGUAUAAGUGUAAUUGCCUAGGUGUAAGUUAAGCUUUAUCGGUAUUUAAUAAGACGCAUUUUCGAAGGAAGGAGCCAAGCACGUACGCACGCAGACUCGUCAGCUUUAGUGUAAAAGAAAAAAAAUAACAAAUAACGGAAUCGAGUAAACGUUUUCUAGUCCCCCGAUUGGAUCGUCCACCGCCACCAUUCUCCGCCAUUUUCUUAUGCAGCCCAUCUUCCGCGUUCCACGUAUAUUCGCGCCCGUUCCCUCCCCGCAUUUUUUCAAUCCUUUUUUCUACCUACGAACGUCGAACGCGACCAGAAAUGGAAAUCGAAGCUCGUUUAACCCUCUGCCGCAUAAUGCGACCGAUCCGGGACUAACCCUCACGAAAACAACCCCUGUAAAGUUCGCCGAGGAAAUUUUACAGGAUUCGUGCGUGUUUUCGCGGGGCAUACACGACACUCCCCCCGCGAAUUCCGUUGAUCGUAUCGAGGGUGUGAUUUUCGUACAGUAAAAUAGGAUGAUGUUCGAUGAAGUAAAAUUUGCUCGUGCUUCGUUUUCCAUUAACGCGAUGGCCCGACUCUUCUCGACUCGUUUUCCGCCGCCCUCGUGCCACGAAUAACGGGGCACAGUAUAAAUAACCAAGAAUAGAGUUUCCUUUCCGCGAAGAUAGAUGAAAAUUGAUGCGAUAGAGGGGUUUAAAAUAGAUGUUGCAGCGCACAACCUCGUGAAACAGCUCCUCCCAGCGACGAGGAGGACCAACGUCAGCGUUGUACAUACCUGUACAUAAAUACUUGGAUCGUACUGCCCGACGAUGAAUUUGCCAAUUGUAUUUACAACUAUAUCCGAUCAAUAAAACGCACCA